AUUUGAUUAUAUUGAGAUUGUUAAGUUGAAGACUCAAAUACAUAAGGCCCAAGCCGGUGAAUAUCACAUGACCUGCCACAAAGUUCUCGAACCAUUCGGCUUCGAAUUCUGAUAUAGAACACAACUUGCUACAUGCAUUAUUUUUGAAUUAAUUUCUGGAGGUAAGUUGAUUUUUUAUUGCAUACGUUGAUGCUAUGUUUCUGUUUUAUUUUAUCUGGAUUUUCCUCUGGGGUGUGGGUGUGGAAUACAUAUGCUGUGAACUCGAGUUGAAAAAAAAAAAAAAAAAAACCAAAAAAACCAAAAAUUGUCUGCGGGGAAGGAUGAAAUACAUCCAAGAGAAGGAAGGAAAUGGGAG
Molecule: messenger RNA, 355 nt
Organism: Aspergillus ochraceoroseus IBT 24754
Lineage: Eukaryota; Fungi; Ascomycota; Eurotiomycetes; Eurotiales; Aspergillaceae
Exons: 1
Source: RefSeq, a predicted model, not a curated record